AUGGAUUUAGACGGAGUUGUCAAUGAUAAUAGUGAAGUAGAUAAUGAUAUAAUAUGUGAUCAUUCUAAUUUAUUUGUAGCUGAAAAUCAGAUUUAUAAUAAUAAAGAAACCCUUAAGGAGGUUAUGAGGCAUGUUGGACUUGUUGAGAAGUUCAGCUUUCGGGUUGCACGUUGUAAUGAAUCUAAUUAUCAUCUGAAUUAUAUUUCUAAGAGUUGUUCUUGGAUGAUGAGGGCAUCUAGUUUGAAUAAAUCUAGUUUAUUGAAUGUUCGGAAGUAUAUUGCUCAGCAUACAUGUUGUGUUAGAGAAAGAGUUUAUGCCAGACGUCAAGGGAUAACUGACGUUGUAGCUGUCUUGAUAAUGGAUAAUUAUAUUGAUCCAUCUAAGGUAUAUACUCCAAAAGAUGUAGCUGAUGAUAUGUUGAAAUUGCAUGGUGUUUCGUUGACAUACAUACAGACAUGGAGAGCUAAAGAAAAAGCAGUAAAGUUGGUGCGAGGAGAUCCAACAGAAUCUUAUGCAAGAUUACCUGGUUAUUUUUACAUUUUGGAGCAAACAUAUCCAGGAUCUGUUUUGAAAAUAAAAAGGAAUGAAGAUGAUACAUUCUUAUAUGCAUUUGUUGCUUUAGAAGCAUGUAUUAGGGGCUGGGAAUAUUGUAGGCCAAUUGUAGUUGUUGAUGGUGCUGCAUUAACAUGUUCAUAUGGUGGUACAAUGUUAACUGCAAGCACAUUGGAUCCGGGAGGUCAUAUACUUCCGUUGGCAUAUGCGAUAGUAGAUUCUGAAAAUGAUGCUUCAUGGACAUGGUUCUUUGAGCAAUUUAGAGAAGCAUAUGGAGUUAGACAAAAUAUGUGUUUUAUGUCAGACAAAAAUGAAAGCAUAUGGAAAGGGACAACAAAUGUAUAUCCUGAAUCAGAAUAUUAUGCAUGCAUAUGUCAUUUAUCAGUCAAUGUUUUGAAGAAUUUCAAUAGAAAUACUGAAGAUUUGAGGAUGUUGUUCUUUUCAUUGGCAAAAGCUUAUACAAAACAACAGUUUGAGACAAUUAUGGAAAGAAUAGAUCAGAUAGAUACACGAAUACGACCAUACUUGUUUGAUAUUGGUUAUAGCAAAUGGUCAAGAGCUUACUCGAAUUGUAAGAGCACAUGGACCAUGACUUCAAACAUCGCGGAGUCAUUGAAUAAUGUUAACAGAUUAGCACGGAGGUUACCGGUGAUUUCACUUCUUGAGUUUAUGAGGGUGACAAUUCAGAGGUGGAUUCACAAGCAUAAUGAGGAGGUUGAUAAGACUACAUCUAAUCUGACAAAAAAAUAUGAUGUUUAUCUACAGAAAAGUAUUACGUUAUCGUGCAAUAUGAGGGUGAUACCUUCAACUGUUGAUCUGCAUGCUGUAGCUGAAGGAGCAAAGAAAUACAUAGUAAAUUUGAACACAAGGAUGUGUAGUUGCGGAAGAUUUCAACAUUAUGAGAUACCACGUGGUCAUGCAAUUGCUGUUCUCCGGUACAGGAAGUUACAUGAAGCAGAUUUCUGUUCUGCUUUUUAUAGCCUCAAGAAUUUCAAAGAUGCUUAUGCCAUUCCUGUCGAGCCUAUCCCGUGCGAGAGUACAUGGGAUAUACCAAGUUAUAUUUCAGAUCCCGCCUGGUCCAAAAAGAGCAGCAGGAAGACCCAAACUUGA
This is a messenger RNA of Solanum lycopersicum (tomato), 1662 nucleotides long. RefSeq lists its product as uncharacterized. The record is from RefSeq and is a predicted model, not a curated record. NCBI's taxonomy places the organism in Eukaryota, Viridiplantae, Streptophyta, Magnoliopsida, Solanales, Solanaceae. Gene Ontology annotation, molecular function: zinc ion binding.